Messenger RNA from Salvelinus fontinalis (brook trout), 2568 nucleotides. RefSeq names its product homeobox protein unc-4 homolog. NCBI's taxonomy places the organism in Eukaryota, Metazoa, Chordata, Actinopteri, Salmoniformes, Salmonidae. The record is from RefSeq and is a predicted model, not a curated record. The coding region runs from base 213 to 1934 and encodes 573 amino acids. Gene Ontology annotation, biological process: regulation of DNA-templated transcription. The transcript is spliced from 3 exons. Gene Ontology annotation, molecular function: DNA-binding transcription factor activity, RNA polymerase II-specific; sequence-specific double-stranded DNA binding.
AAGGAGUAAAAACUCACUGUCUAUGUCUGUUCCUGUUUUAUAGUACAGCUGCGCUCCGUCGGUGUCUGUCUGUCUCUCUCUCUCUCUGUCCUCCCUCCUCCUCUCUCUCUCUCUCGCUUCAUCCCCCUCUCCUUCCCCUCGCUCUGCAUGUUCACCCACACUCCCUCGGUCAGACGCCUCACUUCGGCCCCUCCACCGCCCGGGCCAGUAGUAUGGACAGCCGGAUACUCGAGCACCCCCACGCCCAGUUCGGAGGCUCUCUGGGCGGAAUGGUCGGUGUUGGCUUCCCCUACCACCUGGGACACCACCACAUCUACGAGCUCGCCGGUCACCAGCUACAGUCCGCGGCCACCGUACCCUUCUCCAUAGACGGAUUACUGAACGGGUCGUGCUCGGCCUCGGUGGUACACGGCUCCGGUCCUCUACUCUCCUCUGGCUGCGGGAUUAACGGAGAUAAUCAGUACAAACUCUCAGAUUCGGGGGACCCAGAUAAGGAUAGCCCCGGUUGCAAACGGAGACGCACGCGGACGAAUUUCACCGGUUGGCAGUUGGAGGAGCUGGAGAAAGCUUUUAACGAGAGCCACUACCCGGAUAUCUUCAUGCGGGAGGCGCUCGCGCUGCGGCUGGACCUAGUAGAGUCCCGGGUCCAGGUUUGGUUCCAAAACCGGCGUGCUAAAUGGAGGAAAAAAGAGAACACUAAGAAAGGCCCGGGGCGGCCAGCGCACAACUCCCACCCGACCACGUGCAGCGGAGAACCCAUGGACGCGGAGGAGAUCGCGCGUCGGGAGCUGGAGCGCGCAGAGAAGAAGAAACGGAAACAGGAGCGUAAACUGCUGAAGUCUCAAAACAAGUUACUCUCCGGUGACCUCUUCCACACCCCCGGCGGGUCAGACAGCGACAGCGGUGUGUCACAGAUCACCGACAACGAGCAGCAGCCUUCAUCCAACUGUAACGGGAGUCUUCAUUCAGAACCGGGAGGACGACACCACCACCACCAAACGGAACCAGCCAGCUGUAACGGGAGUCUUCAUUCAGAACCGGGAGGACGACACCACCACCACCAAACGGAACCAGCCAGCUGUGAACAAACCCAAACACGUCCCCGGUUUGGUCUCCUCCAGAACCAGCACCACGACCACCACCACCACCACAACAACCAAAGAACCGCAGGGGAGAUAGGACCGGGACCUGGGGUCCAGGAGCAGGUGUCCCCGGGCAGCACGUAUGGUCCUGGACUUGGCGGCUCCAGGUCCUCAGGCCUCCAGAAACUGAACCCGUUCAGCGUGGAGAGCCUUCUCUCUGACGCCACACCUCGCCGGAAAACACAGCUGGACUUCAGCUCGCUGUCCAAUCAGAGGCCGCUGAUAGGGAAAGGUCACUUCCUGUUGUACCCCAUUACCCAUCAGCCACUGGGCUUCAUUGUCCCGCAGACGGCCCUGAAAACCGGGCUGUGCCAGGACAACAGCAACAACAGCAGCGGGCCUAACCCGGGACAGAGAUGUGUGACUAGUGAGUCUACAGGUUAUACCAACUCUCAUCAUCUGGCUGAUUUGGGCCUCAACAAACCCCUUAACCACCACCACCAUCAUGUUAGUAACUGUGUGGACGGGAGCGAAGCACAGCAGGGAAGUUACAACAAACCCGGUCCAGAUUCCGUUUCCCCGCCGCCCCAGAGCUCUGUUUCAGUUCAGACGACCUUAACGAGAACCAGUUCAACUCAGUCCAGCACGGGUAGUGACGCUAGCCGCGAGGGUGACGACCAACCGGGUUUGUCACGAGUAACGGACGUUAACGACUGCCAGAGCGAGCCCACUGGAGAGGGCACGAGAGAGGACUCGUCACCGGAUCCCUCGCUGUGUUCUGGCGUCAAGCCAGAGAGUCGGGCGGAGCACGAGGAGCCCGGGACAGAUGGAGACGAAGUCGACAUGGACUAACGCUGGUGCUGGAGCAUUAUAUAAACAGAGACUUAAAAAAAUAGGCCAACCAACCCUGCUCAGCCACAGACUAGAUCUAAACAUUCCCAAAGCUACACGACACCUUUAAAACCACAGCAGACAGAUCUACUCUAUUGUUCUAUUUCUAGAACAGAUUCUCUGAUUCACAUCCACUACUUCCCAGACUGAAGUUAUAUACAUGUUAGACUGUCCACUACUUCUCAGACUGAAGUUAUAUACAUGUUAGACUGUCCACUACUUCCCAGACUGAAGUUAUUUACAUGUUAGACUGUCCACUACUUCCCAGACUGAAGUUAUUUACAUGUUAGACUGUCCACUACUUCCCAGACUGAAGUUAUAUACAUGUUAGACUGUCCACUACUUCCCAGACUGAAGUUAUAUACAUGUUAGACUGUCCACUACUUCCCAGACUGAAGUUAUAUACAUGUUAGACUGUCCACUACUUCCCAGACUGAAGUUAUAUACAUGUUAGACUGUCCACUACUUCCCAGACUGAAGUUAUUUACAUGUUAGACUGUCCACUACUUCCCAGACUGAAGUUAUAUACAUGUUAGACUGUCCACUACUUCCCAGACUGAAGUUAUAUACAUGUUAGACUGUCCACUACUUCCCA